Messenger RNA from Ictidomys tridecemlineatus (thirteen-lined ground squirrel), 2137 nucleotides. Lineage: Eukaryota; Metazoa; Chordata; Mammalia; Rodentia; Sciuridae. The record is from RefSeq and is a predicted model, not a curated record.
UGUAGCCUGAAUGUGACUGGUGAGCAGCGCCCAAGACGCCUCUGUGGGGCAGAUGUCUCUUCACUGUGUCCUUCCUUGAGGUCUAAUCUAAGGAGAACUGAUGUUGGGCAAGAAGUGAAAUACAUAUUGAGCAAGAUUCCAGAGUUCAUCUAAGAGGGAAGUCUUAAAAAAAAAAAAGAAGAAGAAGAGGAAGAAGAAGAGGAAGAAGAAGAGGAAGAGGAAGAAGAGGUUCAAGAUUUGGAAGGUUUGGAAGCCCUCACUCACUGAUAGCUGCCAGUACCUUGGAUUCCUUUGUGACUCCUCACAUCUAGAAAGUCCUCUCAUGUUUUCUGGAGUGGCAUAGUCCUGUACUGCCUCAGGGAAGAGGCUCUCAGUGGUGUUGGUUUCAUGCCACAGAAAGACCAUGGCAAGUUCCAGAGGUACCUCUCGUUCUCCUCGGGACAUCGCCAAUGUGAUGCAGAGGCUGCAAGAUGAGCAAGAAAUUGUACAAAAGCGUACUUUCACAAAAUGGAUCAACUCUCAUCUGGCCAAGCGGAAGCCCCCUAUGGUGGUGGAUGAUCUUUUUGAAGACAUGAAAGAUGGUGUCAAACUGCUGGCUCUCCUAGAGGUCCUGUCUGGUCAGAAACUGCCUUGUGAACAAGGACGUCGUAUGAAGCGAAUCCAUGCGGUGGCAAACAUCGGCACUGCACUCAAGUUUCUGGAAGGAAGAAAGUCCAUGUACAGAGGAUCACCGAUUAAACUAGUCAACAUUAACUCCACUGAUAUAGCUGAUGGCCGACCAUCAAUAGUUCUUGGAUUGGUGUGGACCAUUAUUCUAUAUUUCCAGAUUGAAGAGUUGACCAGCAACCUGCCACAGCUACAGUCUCUGUCCAGCAGUGCCUCUUCUGUGGACAGCAUCGUCAGCUCUGAGACCGCCAGCCCACCAAGCAAGCGCAAGGUGGCCACCAAGAUCCAAGGAAAUGCCAAGAAAGCGCUAUUAAAAUGGGUGCAGUACACAGCAGGCAAGCAGAUGGGAAUAGAAGUGAAAGAUUUUGGGCGAAGUUGGAGAAGUGGAGUUGCCUUCCAUUCCGUUAUCCAUGCGAUCCGACCUGAGUUGGUGGACUUGGAGAAGGUGAAAGGCAGAUCUAACAGAGAAAAUCUGGAAGAUGCUUUCACUAUUGCUGAAACACAACUGGGCAUUCCAAGACUGCUGGAUCCUGAAGAUGUUGAUGUGGAUAAACCAGAUGAGAAGUCCAUUAUGACUUAUGUGGCCCAGUUUCUGAAACAUUAUCCUGACGUCCACAAUGCAGGCAGUGAUGGGCUAGAGAAUGAUGAAAUACUUCCAGUUUUCCCAUCUUUUGCAAUUUCUAUCCAAAGUUUUAAGAGAGAAGACAGACUAAUUUUGAAGGAAAUGAAAGUUUGGAUAGAACAAUUUGAAAGAGAUUUGACGAGGGCACAGAUGACAGAAUCAAAUAUGCAGGAUAAGUAUCAGUCAUUUAAACACUUCAGAGUCCAAUAUGAAAUAAAAAGGAAACAGAUUGAACAUUUAAUUCAACCAUUACACAGAGAUGGUAAAUUGUCACUUGACCAAGCAUUGGUAAAACAAUCCUGGGACAGAGUGUCCUCCAGGCUCUUUGAUUGGCAUAUACAGCUUGAUAAAUCUCUUCCUGCGCCUCUGGGCACUAUAGGUGCCUGGCUGUACAGGGCAGAGGUGGCCCUGAGAGAGGAAAUAACCAUUCAGCAAGUCCAUGAGGAAACAGCAAACACAAUACAACGGAAACUGGAGCAACAUAAGGAUCUGCUUCAAAACACAGAUGCCCACAAAAGAGCAUUCCAUGAAAUCUAUCGGACCAGGUCUGUCAACGGGAUCCCAGUGCCACCUGAUCAAUUAGAGGACAUGGCCGAGAGGUUUCACUUUGUUUCCUCCACAUCAGAGCUGCACUUAAUGAAAAUGGAAUUUCUAGAAUUAAAGUACCGUCUGCUCUCACUGCUGGUUCUUGCAGAGUCAAAGCUAAAGUCUUGGAUCAUCAAGUACGGGAGACGAGAGUCAGUGGAGCUGCUUCUACAAAACUACAUCGUAAGUCCCUGCUGCUUUAAAAGAGAAACCAGGGGACUCAUAGAGUUAGCAUUUAACACUUGCUAGUUUAAUUGACAUGAU